AUGGAUGGAUGCAUCGAUCUGAUAUCCGAGAGCCCCCUGCCUGUUCUUGCCUUCUUGGCUAGUCGCUCUGUAGCACAAUUUUAUAACAAAAUUUAUAUUAUUGUCGCUUCUCCCGUCUGCGCCGAUCCUUCCCUCCUUCCUUCCUUCCUUCCUUGCAUCUCUCGGGAAGCAGAGGCUCUCCCAACGUCAACUCCAAUGGAAACCUACCACGGUCUCGUUCGCACUCCCGCGGACGCCAUCAUUCUCUUCGAAGCCUGCCGGUUAGGAUUGCUUCCUCGCGUGCAACGUCGCCUGUCCGAAAAGGAACGACAAGCUAUCAAGUCUGGCUCAGUAUUUGUGUGGGACGAACGUGAAGCGGGUAUGCGCAGGUGGACGGACGGCAAAUCAUGGAGCGCCAGCCGAGUCUCAGGCAGUUUUCUUACCUAUCGCGAAAUGGAGGGCAAGCGUGGAGGCGGCGUCUCGACAUCUCGAAGCGAAAAGACUCCCGACAGUCGAGGAAACAGCGACGACGACAGGGAUGGAUCAGAAGAUGGCCCAGAUGGAUACAGAUACAAACCAGACGGUCUCAUGAAACAGUCUUUUAGCAUCACCACGUCUACAGGGCAACACCUACACCUCAUCAGCUACUACGCUCGAUCACAUCCGACAGCCCCUAAUUUCAACCAGCCUUCUACAGAUCCCGCUCUACGCCAUAUUCGCCCACAAAAAGGUCUUUAUCCAGAGUCAACAGUCAACGAUCAGCAGAACCUCCCCGUCGUGACCCGAGGCCCAAUGCCCGGCACUAUGACACUGUCUCCUCAUAUGCACAUGGCGGGCUAUGCCCGAAACGGCGCUACUCACCCACAGUCGUACGUUCCGUUGUACAGCUGGCCUCCAACUCCCUCAGCGACUCCGCCAGCCGCCACUGUUCCAUACCAUCCUGGACCGAAUUAUCUCCCACCUCUCGCUGCGCCCUCGCCUUAUGGACAACAACUACCACCACAUCCACAAGCUAUCGCUGUUCCUCACCACCAGCUUCCCACACCAUCGGAGAGACCACUACAUCUCGAAACAACGCUUCCCCCACCCGUCCCCUCUGGCACUGUCUCGGCACCUGGUUAUCCUGGUUACACCCGCUCGCCGGGCAGUGGUCCUAUGUCUAUGGAGGCUCAAAGGGUACAUUCGCCCAGUUAUGCAGUCAAGGCGAAUCUCCCUGGACAGGUCGACCCUCGCCUUAUGUCUCCUCGGUCUCAAAAACAGGCAAGCUCCAGCAGUGAAAACAGGCCCUCCCCUCGGCAACCUCUAACGCCUAAUCAAUCACAUCUACCACCACCUCAUGAAAAUCAUGCAACUAGAACGACGGUGCCCAGUAUCGGAACACUGAUGAGUGGCCCUCCUACUUCACCUUAUUCGAAAUUGAACGGCAGUCCAAAUUCUCUACGCGUGGACGGUCCAAAGGACAUCCCGACAGAUAAGAUUGGAUUUGGUGGAGAAGAUAUGCGUGCUCUACGACAAUUGGAUCGGGUAUUUACAGCUUAGGCUUUCUGUCCGAUUCCGAUUACAACUCAAAAAAGCAGUUAUGUAUUUUGUUUUUGUUUUGUUUUGGUUUCAAUGGGUGUUUUAACUAGCCUACGGGCUCAUGGGAACGGCGUUUAUGAAUCUGAGACAUUUGCUGGGGUUUGAACUUUGCAUGGGCGGUUCUGGUUUUCCAAGGUUUUACGGGGAUUUUUUUUAUUCAUACAGGGGUAUUUCGUAUGUAUGUAUAAUCACAGGACGGCUGUUUGAUUGUUUCGUCCGUGACUACAUUUGUUUUUAGCAUUAGCCAGUUUCUACUGUGUGUAUGUGUGCAUGAUUCCCUUGCCUUAUUGUUU
This is a messenger RNA of Talaromyces stipitatus ATCC 10500, 1850 nucleotides long. Its product is annotated as camp independent regulatory protein. The transcript has 2 exons. Gene Ontology annotation, molecular function: DNA binding. The coding region runs from base 1 to 1518 and encodes 505 amino acids. The record is from RefSeq and is a predicted model, not a curated record. Lineage: Eukaryota; Fungi; Ascomycota; Eurotiomycetes; Eurotiales; Trichocomaceae.